Ylistrum balloti is the source of this 2788-nucleotide messenger RNA. RefSeq names its product dnaJ homolog subfamily C member 1-like. The transcript is spliced from 10 exons. NCBI's taxonomy places the organism in Eukaryota, Metazoa, Mollusca, Bivalvia, Pectinida, Pectinidae. Gene Ontology annotation, cellular component: endomembrane system. The coding region runs from base 1 to 1563 and encodes 520 amino acids. The record is from RefSeq and is a predicted model, not a curated record.
AUGGCGCCGACUGGUGGUUUGAUAAUGACGUGGAUUGUGUUUUUAUUGAACAUCGGUGUUUCCAUUUGUUGGGAUAACGACGAUUUGGAAUUAUUCGAUCUAGUUGAAGAAGUGAACCAAAAUUUCUAUGAUGUUUUGGGUGUGGAAAGGGACUGUACAAGUAGUGACAUCCGCAGAGCCUACCGUAGACUAUCAUUGCAGCUCCAUCCAGACAAAAAUAAGGAAGAAAAUGCUGAAACAAAAUUCAGACAGCUUGUAGCAGUUUAUGAAACACUGAAAGAUGAAGACAAAAGGAAACGAUAUGAACUUGUGCUGGAGAAUGGUCUGCCUGACUGGAGACAACCAGUCUUCUACUACCGACGGGUGCGCAAGCUUGGAAUGCUGGAGUUACUGGCCUUUUUGUGUAGCAUCUUAACCCUAGGCCAAUACCUUGUCCUCUGGUCUAUAUUCCUUGAGAAAAAGUUUUCCAUGGAAGAAGACCACGAAACUCGAAGGAAAAAAAUUGAGAAGAAAUUACGGAAAAACAAGCAGGAACUGGAGGACCAGUUUGAUGAACUUCAGGAGGAAAUGGAUUCCUUACCCAGACCAAAAGUCUCUGACCUCUGGCCAAUCCGACUGGUCAAGUGGAUUGUCCAUUUCACUAUCAACCUUCCUACCACAGUCAGAGAGACAGCUGUAACUCUCCGUGAGCUGAUGCAGAAAAGAAACGCAGUUGUGGAAGAUGAAGAAAAUGAAGAUGAGGAUGCAGAAGAAGAUGCAGCUAGAAAGACAAAGAAAAAAGCAAGAUCAGAUUUUGUGGACAUUGUGCCAGUUUUAUGUACUGAUGCUGCCCCAGUGGUUUACACUGAGAUGUUAAAGCCUAGUACAACAGAGGAAACAAGUCCUGACUCUGUUCGGGCUGGUGAAUGGACAGAUGAAGAACUGGCGCAGUUGUCCAAGGCAAUGACAAAGUACCCUGGAGGGUCGGUCAACAGAUGGGAGAAGGUUGCCAGUGUUGUUAACAGAACGGUACCAGAGGUGAUAGCCAAAUCAAAAACACUCAAGACAUCCUACGUCAACAAGCUGGAUGCAUCUUUACAAAGCGGAGGUUUAAAGGGAGGUAAGAAGUCACAAGUGAUAACAGAGGAAAUGAUUUCACACAAAUCUGAUUAUGAGGGAAAGGUGAACGAAGAUAUGAAUGGAGAAGUCAAAAGUGGGGAUGUACGCAGGCGUCACAAACCCAAACCAAAGAAGACAGCAGAAAGGACAUUAUUAGCUGCUGCAGAAUCUAAAACAGAGGAAGGAAAGCCAAAUAUAGUGCAACCAGUUGAGUCAGCUACAACUGGUGUAAAUUCUGUGACUUCAAAGAGUACUGAUGAUGCUGAUCAGUGGAAUAAAAACCAACAGACUAUUUUAGAGUGGAAUUUACGACAGUACCCUAAAGGUACAGAUCAAAGAUGGGAAAAAAUAGCUCAGCAGAUUCCUGGCAAAACAAAAGAGGACUGUAUAUUAAGGUACAAGUACUUAGCUGAUCUAGUCAAGAAGAAGAAAGAGUUAUCACAGGGACAAUCCAACACCAGCUGAUGUUUACUCCUAUGUUAAUUAGUGUCAUCAGAAUGUAAACUAAGGUUGUUUAAGGGCUAAGAUUGUAGAACAAGACUUCACUAACAGGAAGGAGGAAUCUGUAUGACUCUUAGUUAGAAGUGAACGCAUGUUUGUAAAGACAUAAUUAGGGUAGAAAAGUAAGUUUUUGGGGCCAUUCAUUCAUAUCAUAGAUGACAGAAAGGGGAUAUUGAGAGUGUACAUGUAUAUAACUAUGGAAUGAUUCAGUGUAUUAUGCAGACACUGGAUUAUUUGUUUGUAUAUGUGUUAUAUAAUCCUGUAUAGAUAAAAAUCAAUAUGCAGUAUCACUCUUCAGAAGAAUGGAUUAAGUCCACCCUGACCAAAGUUUGGAGAACAAAAUAUAUACUUAAUUGUUUUCCGUCUCUGUCCAUAACAGCAUUGUACUAUGCAUUAACAUCACUACUUUAUAAAAUACAUUCAUAACAAUAUAUAAAGUUUGAAACCAAUAAAUUUGUGUAGUGUAUAUAUUGUGUAGUAACACUUAACACUGAAUCGGUGUUACGAAUGUUAAGAGUUACGGGCCUUGGUCAUGUGGAGGCUCCAGCAUACAAAAUGGACCGGCUGUAAAAGGACUUGAUUGAACUGAAAAUCUUUAAUUUGCCUUUUGUUAAAUCUGAAGUCAAAUAUGAAAUCUAACACCUAGAUCUUCUCUCUUUAGUGUCACUUCUUCGUGGAAACAUCAUCGUUAGUUUGCCAAUCAAGAAAUGUCUUUUUAUUGUAGUGAUUAAUGUGUAUGCAGACGAAGUCCUUAUUGAGAGUAGUUUAUUUCUCUUCACCAUGCACUGAACAAAAAAGAUUCAGGACAAUCUCGACUUUUAUGAGAAUUUACACGUUAUGAUGUUAUACUGGGAAAGAUAAUUGGUAUGUGUGUCCCAGAAGUAAGGUACUAAUUCAAAUUCAAGUUUUCAUUAACACGUAAAUUUGAAGAGAAAGUUAGACAGAAAAAAAUGAUUUUGUACCUCUUCAAUCAGAUACGAAAAUGCAUGCAUGUUUCAUGUUUCAGUAUGCCUGAAAAAAAAACAGUAACAUUUGUGCUUGAAUUUAAUAUACAUUUGUCAUAGAAUGAAACCCCUGUGUUUGUCAAGGUAAAUUUCAGUAUUGUUUUAGUAAUAUAAAAAAUCUUAGUUAUCAAUUAUUUAUGAUGUGAAUAAUCAUGGUGAGACAUGUUUAUUAUUUAUCCUUCUUU